CUACAACAAAACACAACAAAAACAUUAGGGUCAUUUUUCCCCCCUUUCCCCUUUUCAAUUUAACUAAAGAAUUUGAGGUUUCAUUAAUUCAACAAGAAGGGAGUAACUAAUUAAAGUUGGAAGGUGAUAACUUGCAGGGGAGUUGCGGCCGCUACUGCUACUCUGAGUAAUCUAUGCUUCAUCUAAUCUCCUCCACUUGAGCAUAUGUAUACUCUUAUAGCUUCGAAAUUUUAACUGAACCUUUGGGCAGUGCUCCAUCUCUUUUUCUUCAAUACAAGCAGCCAUCCAGGUAAUCGGAAAUUCUUCUUGCAAAUUUUGUAUUGUCAUGUAUGUCUAUGGUGACUUGUUAUAAUUUGUGUGUUUGAGACGCUUAAUAACUACUAAUUGGAGUUACUCCUUUUUUUUCCAUCUAAACUUUAUUCAGGUUUAAUCCAAUUCCACUUUUCAAACGUGUCCUUGUUCCUUUUGUCCGUUUAAAAUUUGGUUGUGUAUAGUGGGGUGGUUGCUUCACUUGCUUCUGCUCUCUGUUUAGGAUAAGAGUAACAGAUGUAAGGGUCAAUUGGAUGCCAUAAAACAAGAUGAAUUGUGCUGAUUAUUUGUUUAUAAUUAUAUUUGUUUUUUUAGUUCACCUCAAGAAGUUGCUUCUGAUUAGUUUAUUAUUUACAAAUAUUACUAGCUCAUUUGAUUGUCAAGGUGUGGUCCAAUGAGGACAUUUAUUCUUAGAAAAGAUUAUUAAAGGAAUAGUUGUAUGAUUGUUUGAUGGUAUUUUCUUGUGAUCUUUGGACCUUUUUUGAAAUUAAAUGAUCAAAAGUGCAGCUGAAACUGUGAACUAAUCUUAUUAUUACUAUUCUCAAGAGGUUGUGAGGCAAAAGAUUAAUCUUCUCUUUAAAGAUUCUCAUUUUCUAUACUUACUUUCUUUUAAAUGAUACUCCUUAUUUUAUUUUGUAGUGUGUUAGCUUGAACACAUUAAGCUUUAAAUUUAAGUAAUUUAAAAAGUUUCUCUGUUCAUUAGACAUGCUUUGUAGUUGUUAGUUUGUUUAAUUUGAGAUUUUUAUUUCAGGUUGUUCUCAUUUACAUUAGAGGUUUAUUUUUAUCCUUUUUUGAACUAAAGCUAGUUUGAGUAUAAUUUGAUUGGCCAUCAAUAGUAGCUAUGAGCUUUAAGAUUGUGAUGUGUUGUGGCAUUGAAAAAUAUGCUAGUAAUGCACUUGUUUGACUCUUUACUUCUGUCCAUAAAAUAAAUGCAUUCCACUAGGAACCCUUAAGCCCCACGGCAUAAGUUAAACUGCCUCCACAUAGGUCUAGGGAGAUAGGACUAUGGCGUCUCUUUUGCUUUCAGUUUUAGUGUUUUACACAUUUCUUUUACUUUAUUGAUGUGCAAUAUUAGUUUAAGAAUAUUUCAGAGUUAAAUUUACCUAUUACUGGGUGUGUUAUUCUUGUUGCCUUGGAAGCUAAAACCUCUUUCCUAGGCACUUGCAUGCCUAUUUCAAGAGUUUCAUUAUAUAUUCAACUUAAAUGUCUUGUUUAUUAUUUUCUCAUGCUUGAAUUUUUUGUAAUAUUUGCACAUUGGAUGCGUGGAAUGGUGGUAUCUUUGACAAAAAUGUCACUUUUAAUGAUAUGAACUUUGAAUAUUUUUCUGUAGCUGCAGAGGUAAUUUGUGUUCAUUUUAGGGAUUACACGAUAUUUUAUGAACAGAAAAGGUAAGAACCAAAUCGUUUUGACCUUGUUCGGUUCCAAAACGUUCUGAAUUUUUUAUUAGGAAUGAACCAAAUUUUAAAACAACAUUUUCUAAAAUGGUUAUUCUACAUUUUAACCAGAUUCAAUUAAUCUCAGGCCUAACAUACCCGAGUAACCCGAUCUAAUAAUCCAUAAAAAAAGUCAAUUUAUGAGACAAUAGGAAAAACCAAUCCUAAUGGAAUUAGAGGAAAACCUCUAGCUUUGUUUUUAAUUUAAUUACUCUCAUCAAGAUUCAAGGCUUGAUAAAGCUCAACUUCACUCUUGGAACCGACCGACAUAAGGAGGCAAGCCCCUGAAAACGCUGCUGGGAACAAAAAGGUGACUUUUUUCUGAUAUUGUUUGGAGUCUAAAGUUUCAUUCUUUGAUGGGUGGGAAUCGUGUCAUUUGUGAUUCUAGGUUUCAACUAAAGUGUGCUGCAGAGAGAUUUGACCCUUAUGAUUGGAUAAGUCGCCUUCCAGAUGACAUUCUCAUUGUGAUAUUGUCUUCCCUUCCGCUGAAGGAAGCUGGGUGCACGAGUGUUCUUUCAUUUCGUUGGAAGAACUUGUGGAAACAAACCUCGUGCCUCAUUUUUUAUGACAGCAGUGCAUUGGACAAGAUUGCUCAAGAUAACAAGCUACGCAGUGAGGAGAGGCGCAAGUACGUAAGAUGGGUGAACUCAGUCCUGAAAUCUGCACCACACAAAGGGGCGCUCACCUUGGAACACUUCAGGAUCUGUUUUGAUAUAGGAAAAGCAUUCUCUAGGACCAUUACGAGGUGGCUUAAAUUUGCUUUUAAGAGACGGGUUGAGAGCUUGGAGUUGAACCUUCUAGAAUAUGGCGAUUAUAAAUCAAAGAAACCAUAUGUCUUCCCUAAAGACAUCUUCUUCCGAAACAACAGUGACAUCCCUCACCAAACUACUACACUUUUCAACUUCAAUUUCCUGAAAGCGCUGUGUUUGAAUAAUGUUUCGAUCAGUGAUGAAGCUAUGGAGUUUUUCUUGCGCAACUGUACAUCACUAGAGCAAUUAGUUCUUCAAUGCAUAGAUCAAUUAUCAAAUCUUGAAGUUUGUGGUCCAUCCCUUGUGUUAAAAAGUUUGGAUACAAGGUAUAGCUUUGAUUUGAAAUCCAUUAGGGUAUCCGCACCAAACCUUACUUCACUUGCAGUUUCGACACCAAAAGGACUCGUGCUCGAGAAUGUUCCAAUGCUUGUAGAUUUAAAUAUUCUCUGCAUGGAAACUAAAAUGCCAUUAAAAGUUCUUACACUAAAUUGUUGCUUUUCCCAAUUGGAGAUUCUUACCCUGCGGCUGCUAAUGCAUAAGGCACAUGAUAUUGUGCGGUCCAACUUCCCUGAGAUGCUUAAGUUGAAGAAGCUGACUGUAGAUUUUUCAGCAGAUCUUGAUGAAAGUCUUCUUGGACUAACAACAUUCAUUAGGAUAUCUCCCAACCUAGAAGAAUUUGUGUUAAUGAUUGAUUGGUCCGAGGUAUCUUCAUGGGCUAGCAGAGAAGUGAACAAGGGAACACCAUUUCCUCACCAACACAUUAAGGUGUUCAAGUAUUUAGGCUAUUAUGGCCACUGCAGUGAUUUGGAAGUAGUGAUGUUCAUUUUGGAAAACUGUGUUGGACUUCAAGAAAUCAUCAUUGAUCCAGCCAUUCCGCUAGUUUUUUUGCAUGAGCCACGAGAGCCCGAUGAGAUGGACUACGAACAAGUUGGCAGAAGUAAUGCGAAGCAACAGCUUGAACCAAUAAUCCCUCCCCACAUUACAUUUGCUAUCCAAUAGAUUCUUGUUAUUCUGUUGCAUUUGCUACACCGGAGGUUACCAGCAAUCUCUAAUCUGCAGCUAUUCCCCCCCUAGCUUUAUUUAUUUGUUUAUUCAUUUUUUGGAGUUGGUGUUCAUCAGUCUCUGCGUGUACCUUUUGAAACAAGGAAUAAUAGGCAUUCAAAGCCUUCGAUUGAAAAUCACUGCUAUUCAUUAUUUUUCCGUAGCUGAUGAGUCCUAAUUUUUUAAAAUCUUUGUGUUUAUAA
This is a messenger RNA of Cuscuta epithymum, 3735 nucleotides long. The record is from the annotation of a GenBank genome assembly. NCBI's taxonomy places the organism in Eukaryota, Viridiplantae, Streptophyta, Magnoliopsida, Solanales, Convolvulaceae.